Molecule: messenger RNA, 319 nt
Organism: Dentiscutata erythropus
Lineage: Eukaryota; Fungi; Glomeromycota; Glomeromycetes; Diversisporales; Gigasporaceae
Source: the annotation of a GenBank genome assembly
AAUUGAAAAUUAUUCUCCAAUUCCAGCAACAUAUAAUGGAGUUUUAUUUUUUAAUCCAUUAAAUAUUGAUGAAGCUAAUCAAACUAUACAAAAAUUUCAAUAUUUUGAUCGUAUAGAACUUCUUACAAUUCAUAUUUAUGAUAAUGCAAUUAUUGAACAAAAAGAUGAAAGAUCAAUGAAAAAUAUUCAAGUUAUUAAUAUACAAGAACAACCAUUAAAAUCAACAUUAGACUAUAUUACUGCACUUUCAAUAAUAACAGAUAUACCAUCAUUAUAUAAAUAUUUAGAUCAAAAUAUUUUACCAGUUAUAGCAGAUUGA